AUGGAAUUGCUUCUCUCAUCUGUACAAAAUUGUUCAACUACACAAUUAUCUGCUGUAGCAGCUGCUGGUCUCGGAGUGUUGUAUUUGGGAAAGAAACACUUUAAUGGAGGAGUUGUUCCUUCUGAAUUACUCAAGGCAACAUCUUUGCAGGGAAAGACAAUUAUUGUAACUGGUGCUAGUCCGAAUGGAAUUGGAUAUGAAACUUGUAAGAUUUUGCACUCAUUGGGAGCUACUGUUAUUUUGGGAGUUCGUAGUGAAAGAAAUGGAGCCGAAUCUAAAAAGUUGAUCAUUCAAGAGAAUGGAGGUGGUGCUGAACGUUUGGUUGUCAUGUUAAUGGAUCUGACUGAUUUGGAAUCCGUUAAGAAAUUCACAGAAGAAUUCAAGUCAAAAUUUACCACUUUAGAUAUUUUGAUUAAUAAUGCUGGCAUCAUGAUGUGUCCAUAUGCUACAACAAAGCAAAAUAUAGAGAUUCAAUUUGGUACUAAUCACUUAGGUCACUUCUUACUCACUCUUUUACUUUUAGAUAUGAUUAAGAAAUCUAAUGGAAGAGUUGUUAACUUGUCAUCAUUGGCUGCUUCAUAUAUCAAGAAGGAAAGUGAUGUUAAGGGAUUCUGUUCAUUCAAAGAAGAAACUGUCACUGGAAAUUCAAGCAAAUUAGCUAGUGAAUAUCAAUUGUACUAUAGAUCCAAAAUGGCCAAUAUUUUAUUCACAAAGAGACUUGCUCGUGAAUUAGCUAAGGACAGUUCAGCAACUUCCUAUGCAUGCCAUCCCGGCUUAGUCCGCACACAAUUAUCGAGACACCUUAGUAUUGCUAUAAUCUUUGCUCCAAUUAGCUGGUACUUUACAAAGUCACCUGAACAAGGAGCUCAAACAAGUAUCUACACAGCCAUUGAAGAUAAGAAGAAACUUAAAUCUGGUAAUUAUUAUGCUGAUUGUAUUGAAAAGAUUGGAAAUAACUUUGAGGAUGAUAUUAAAUUGCAAGAUCAAUUGUGGCAAACAAGUUUGGACCUUUGUAAGAAUUAUUUGUAA
Molecule: messenger RNA, 1029 nt
Organism: Naegleria gruberi
Lineage: Eukaryota; Heterolobosea; Eutetramitea; Acrasida; Naegleriidae
Exons: 1
Coding region: 1-1029 (342 amino acids)
Source: RefSeq, a predicted model, not a curated record